Molecule: messenger RNA, 489 nt
Organism: Toxoplasma gondii ME49
Lineage: Eukaryota; Apicomplexa; Conoidasida; Eucoccidiorida; Sarcocystidae
Exons: 3
Coding region: 1-489 (162 amino acids)
Source: RefSeq, a predicted model, not a curated record
AUGCAGCACUCCCUUUGUCGACGCAUGCACUUCGUGCUUUUUCUUCUUGUAGAUGGCAGAUGGCUUCUUGUUGCCUGUGUCAAACAGCUUGAACUCCUAGGGACCGCUCCGAAGGCGCUGCCGAGGAAAGAAGAGGAAACCCCGCAAGAGGAACCUGCGGAAAACCUGUCCGAUGACAUGACCGAAGAUGAGGACAUGGGCGAGAAGAAACGCUCCAAGAAAAGCAAACGCCAGCUGGGCACGAAGGUGAAGAAGAUUCUCUGCAAGGACGCCACGCUGAAACACAAAGCCUUGGCGAGAAUGAAGGCUCGAGAAAGAAAUGAGAUGCAUGCAGACGACGAGGCAGAGGACAAGAAGGUCGUCGCCGUGGUGCGUGGACGCCGACAAGGAAUCAGGGAAAUCCACCGUUGCCGAGAUAAAAAGGUUCUGAGACAGAUUCUCAAGCGACAGCGCAAGAAUAUUACCAUCUGUAGGAAAAAAGCUGCAUAA